AAGAGCGAGCCAACUUCUUAGUUAACGCCGCUGAUUCGCGCGCCCGCCCGCACACACAGACAGACGCACAGGCAGACACACACACGGACGCAAAGCUCUCCGUUUCUUGAACUCCCUUCGACGAGUCCUGAUGUUCCGGCGGCAUUUUUCCACGGCGAGGGCGCCCGGCUCUCCAGCCUUCCUGCUGCUCUGCGCGAUGCUCGCUCGGCUUCUCUCCGACUCAGGUAGCUCUGCAGUACAGACGGCUGUAAACAUUACUUGGUCAUCAGUCAACUUUAAGACUCUGCUCCAAUGGGAUCCAAAGCCAGUUGGCUAUGUUUAUACCGUUGAAAUGGACGGGGAUCUCUUAAGACGAGAAAAAGUAUGCAUUCAUACUGAUAAAACUGAAUGUGACGUUACUAAUGUGAUACUACAGAAUGUAAAAGAUACUUACACAGCACGCAUAUAUUCUGAAAUACCAUAUGAUGACGAUAAUUUUGAGACACCUCAAUAUGAAGUUUCUUCAGCGUUUGUACCUUACAUACAAACUGAGCUUGGAACGCCAACGGUAACACAUUUUGAACAAAAAGACGCAACUCUGAAAGUGGAAGUAGCUGAUCCACUAACACCAUACAGAGUUAAUGGUACCUUGCAAACUAUCAGGGACAUAUUCAAAAAUGAUCUUGAAUACAUGAUAUACUACUGGAAGGAUCAGAGCACGGGCAAGAAAUCGGCAAAGACAAAAACCAAUCAGUUUGAAAUUGAGGUUGAUAAAGAAAACAGCUACUGUUUCUAUGUCCAAGCUAAUAUUCCAAGCCGCUUAAAUAACCAGAAAAAUCAAAAAAGCAGUAUAAAAUGUACCAGUGUUCACAGGGAAGACUUGGAUGCUCUUGAUUUGAACAAAAUCCUCAUCAUAGUGGGGGCUGCUGUUGGACUCCUCAUUCUGAUUAUCAUUUUAUCCGUGGUGAUAUGCAAAUGUAAAAAAGCAAGGAGCAGAUCCUCAGAAAAAGAAAAUAUGCCACCAUAUUUGUAAGGAGUUAAAAACUCAACCCUGACUCAUCACAGGCUUGAUAUGCAUUAAUGUUGCAUGGAUGCCAUGGGAAAAAAAAGUCCUCUCUGGAAGCAAUAAUAACUGACUCUUCGUUGUACCUUUGGCUUAUGGUUUCUGUGAAACAUCUGAUUUUAAAACACUAUGUUAAACUCCUGUUUUAACUUCACUGUUAAAAUGACGAGAUCUGUUUGAAAUAUAUUAACUGACAUAUAUGGUGAAAUGUUACUGUUUUUACUGCACUUUUGGUUGGCAUCUUUUUAUAUUGGGUGUUCUGGGUACAUCAAGUGGUGAUAAAACUAUACAAAAGGGUUUUUAGCAGUCUGAUUUUGCAUAAAAGGUAUGGUACAAAUUGCCCUUAAACAUUAGAAUUUGUUACAAGUAAAUAACUCAAAAAAGGGAAAGAUUCCCUUGACCUGAAUUGACAAUUGACCGUGGAAGUGGUUCAGAAAUGCCAUUUUUGGGCAGAUAUCUGGCAACAACUCUCACAUAGAUUAUUCCGUUUUAAUCAAAACUGCCAACUAUUUCAGCUGGUAACGUGUUGUUGGUUGCCAUUGCCAGAACUUAGCACUUUAAAUAUAUAUUGGUGAUUAACUGCUGGAUAGAAAGAAACCUAACUUUUUAAUAAUUCUGUAAAGUUGUACAUACCCUUGGUGUGAAUUGAGGGUCUUCCUGGUACUAUAAUAACUUAACAUAUUUAUGAUUUUUAUGAAUGGAAGUAUAUUUGUAUAUAUUGCAUUAAUUUAUUUAAUAUAAU
Messenger RNA from Protobothrops mucrosquamatus (brown spotted pit viper), 1784 nucleotides. It is a transcript of the gene F3, whose product is annotated as coagulation factor III, tissue factor. The transcript has 6 exons. NCBI's taxonomy places the organism in Eukaryota, Metazoa, Chordata, Lepidosauria, Squamata, Viperidae. Gene Ontology annotation, biological process: blood coagulation. The record is from RefSeq and is a predicted model, not a curated record. The coding region runs from base 131 to 1012 and encodes 293 amino acids. Gene Ontology annotation, molecular function: protein binding. Gene Ontology annotation, cellular component: membrane.